This is a messenger RNA of Gossypium arboreum, 2638 nucleotides long. Its product is annotated as BTB/POZ domain-containing protein At5g41330. NCBI's taxonomy places the organism in Eukaryota, Viridiplantae, Streptophyta, Magnoliopsida, Malvales, Malvaceae. Gene Ontology annotation, molecular function: protein binding. Gene Ontology annotation, biological process: protein homooligomerization. The transcript has 3 exons. The coding region runs from base 441 to 1832 and encodes 463 amino acids. The record is from RefSeq and is a predicted model, not a curated record.
ACAAAAAACUCGAAUCUUGUAAUAAAAUGAUGACAAAAAAGUGAAGAACCUCCUCUCUUUUGUAAGAAAAGGAGAAAAAAGAGCAUUCUUGAACGUAUAGUUUAUGCUCUCUCUUCUUUAUUACAGAAAUCGCCGAAUAAAUAGUGAAGAGUUUGGUUCUAGCAAUAGGCCACGUGUCUCGUUGUCUCUUUUGACCUCUCUUUUUUCUUACGACACCGCAAAAUAAUCAAAUCCCCUUCUUUAUCUUCUCUUACCCCCAAAUUUCCCUUACAAUUAGGGUUCUUCUUUCUCGACAACUUAUUCAAAAACUCAAAACAAAUUUUCUGGGAUCUUGUCUCUCCAGCCUUUUCUUUUUCCCUUGUUUUUCUCUUUUGGGUCAAUUUGGAAUUUAGAAAUCUAAAAAAAAUUCAUUGGUUUUUUUCUUUUUUGGAAUAAUAGAAAUGCAGUGUUUGAAACCAGAACCGGAGUUAACCACCACCAAUGUCGUAACGAUCAACGUCGGCGGCGAAAAUUUUCAGACGACCAAACAGACAUUAACACAAGCGGGACCGAAUUCUCUCCUUUCUCAAUUGGCUGAAACGACGUCGGAUCGUUUUGUUGACCGGGACCCUGUUUACUUCUCGCUCCUCCUUUCACUCCUCCGUACAGGUGCUCUUCCGUCCAAAGUCAAAGACUUUGACCUUAGGGAUCUCAUCGAAGAGUCGAGAUACUACGGCAUUGAGUCCCUUUUGACGAACUCUUUGACCAACCCUUCUCAAUUAGAUGCUUUUGCCCUUCAGAAAUCUUCGAUUUUACCCUUGAAUGGCCGCGACUCCCCUUCCGCCGUUGCCACUACGCCUUUUGGAUCCCUCCAUGUUUCCCACGGGAGCAAGAUUACGUCUUUCGAUUGGUCGUUGACGAGAAAGUCAACGAUCUUAACGCAAUUCCCAGCCGUGGAUUCAUUACUCGCGAUUUCCCCUGAUACCGCCGCGGCCGGUGCGACGGACUUCUCGGGGCUCCAGAUCCUCGAUCUCCAAAACGGGUCCGUCAAACAAACUCUCAAUUGGGAGAACGCGACCCGAUCCGGUUCCACGGUUCAAGCCAUCGGUUCAUCAGGCGAGUUCUUGUUUACUAGCUUCGAAUCCAGUAGGAGAAACUCUAAUUCAAUUAUGGUUUAUGAUUUGAAUACAUUGAACCCUGUUACUGAAAUAGGUCAUAAUGAGAUUUUUGGGGCUGAUAUCGAUUCAGCCAUCCCAGCUACAAAGCUGAGAUGGGUUUCAAAGUACGGGUUAGUUAUGGCAUCCGGGUCACAUAGUGGGUUAUCGGGUGUAUCGGGUAAUAUUAGGUUUUGGGAUAUAAGAUCUGGUAAUGUAGUUUUCGAAUUGAAGGAGAAAACCGAUUGCUUUUCGGAUAUUUGUGUUUCGGAUAAUCUUAAUGCGGUUUUUAAAGUCGGAGUGAAUUCUGGCGAGGUUUUUUACACAGAUUUUAGGAGUUUAGGCAGUGUGAAUGGUAAUAGUAAUCCAUGGAUUUGUCUUGGAGAUAAGAGGAAGAUUAUUAAUGGGAAAAAAGAAGGGUUUGGGUGCAAAAUUGAGAGCCACGGAAAUCAAGUUUUUUGUAGUAAAGGAGGGGAUAUCGAGUUGUGGUCGGAGGUUGUAAUGGGUUCAGCCAAGACUAGUAACGGUAGUGAGGAUCAGUCGACGAAAAGGGAUUUUAAAAAGAAUAUGAUGGGGAGAGUGAAGGAUAUGGGAGGUUCGAGGAUAACGAACUUGGCAUUCGGUGGGAACAAGAUGUUUGUGACCCGUAAAGAUCAGCAAGUUAUUGAGAUUUGGCAGGGUUCGGCUAGAGGGUUUUGAUUCUUCGAGACCUUCAGUUAGAUGUUUCAUAGGAGAGAAUGUUUGAUCAAACUAUAAAUCAGGGUACUGUUUAUUUCUUAAGUUGGUGUCUAGUUCAAUACUUUGUGUAAAUGAAAGGUCUGUAUUGUAUCUUUGUAAUAUAUGGAUUUGGUUCAUGGUGAUUGAAUUGAUAUCAUCAUCUACUAUUGUUACAAUUUAUAUUGAAUCAUAAAUGAAAAACUUACAUGCCUUUGCUGUUUAGCCUUUCACUUUUAUGCCCAUUAUUUGCUUACUUAUUUCCUUUGGAUUUGGAAAUAUCCUGGUCACGACUCAAGAGGGAUUAAUGAAGAAUCUCGACUCGACAGUAGAAACAUGGCGAGAGGAAAAUAUAUCAAUAAUGUUGGCGUGUCUACACUGCUUGCUCGUGGCUUCAUCGUGUUCCGACGAACAGACACUGCAAAUACUCCUAGAGAGUACCAGUGGUGACGGCAGUGGGGCUAAUCUUUGUAAACUAGUUUUCAGAUUCUUGCAGUCAAGGGCACUACUAGUUGAAACCAUCAAUGAUUUCUUCAUUUUCAGUGUCUAUACGUAUUUUGCAUUUCAUUCAAAUCUUCUCGAUAAAACUGGGAUCAUUCCAUAUACCCUUUGUAUGUUUAUGAAAAUAUUACGGUUUAUCACAGUUUCAGCUAAAAGAGUACCAGCACUAAGCAUCGAACAUCUGCAGCUCGUCUAGAUAAGGCUUUGUGAACUAACUAACUACUUGGGAUUGGUCAAGGUGCAGCUGAAGUCCCAUAGCUUUUUUGCCAAAUCUGCAUCCUUCGCCUUAG